Messenger RNA from Oryza brachyantha (malo sina), 1641 nucleotides. RefSeq names its product protein farnesyltransferase/geranylgeranyltransferase type-1 subunit alpha. Gene Ontology annotation, cellular component: cytoplasm; protein farnesyltransferase complex; CAAX-protein geranylgeranyltransferase complex. Gene Ontology annotation, biological process: protein farnesylation; protein geranylgeranylation. The record is from RefSeq and is a predicted model, not a curated record. Gene Ontology annotation, molecular function: CAAX-protein geranylgeranyltransferase activity; protein farnesyltransferase activity. The transcript is spliced from 6 exons. Bases 216 to 1226 code for a protein of 336 amino acids. NCBI's taxonomy places the organism in Eukaryota, Viridiplantae, Streptophyta, Magnoliopsida, Poales, Poaceae.
UCCUUCUCCCCUGCGGCUACAGCGGCGCGGGUGAGGGAGACGAGGCGGCGUACCGGCGGUAGCGCGAGACCCAUCGCCGCCCCGGCGUCCCUUCGCCGGAGCCGUAGACCUCUCCCCCCCCCCCACCCCCCAACCCCGGGGGCCGUGAGCGGGGGAGAUCCAUCCGUGCAGCGCGAAAUUUUGGUGAGGCGGCGGCGGCAGCAUUCAAUCGAUCGAUGGCUCCUUCGUCGACAUCGUCGGAGGGCGCCGCCGACGGGUGGGUGCCUCCCAGCCGGCGGCCGGAGCUGGCGGAUGUGGUGCCGUUGCCGCAGAACGACGGCCCUCACCCCGUGGUAGCCAUCGCCUACCGGGACGAAUUCCGCGAGGUUAUGGACUACUUCCGCGCCCUCUACUUCGCGGGCGAGCGCAGCAUCCGCGCCCUCCACCUCACAGCCGAGGUCAUCGACCUUAACCCCGGCAACUACACGGUGUGGCAUUUCAGACGUCUUAUUCUAGAGGCACUGGAUGCUGAUUUGCAGGAAGAAAUGAAUUUUGUAGACCGAAUUGCUGAAUGCAACUCAAAAAAUUACCAAAUCUGGCAUCACAAGAGAUGGCUUGCGGAGAAAUUAGGGCCAGACAUUGCAAAUAAAGAGCAUGAAUUUACAAAGAGUAUACUUGCUAUGGAUGCAAAAAAUUACCAUGCUUGGUCUCAUAGGCAGUGGGUUCUUCAAGCACUGGGUGGAUGGGAGACUGAACUAGAAUACUGUAACCAGCUGCUUGAGGAAGACGUCUUCAAUAAUUCAGCUUGGAAUCAGAGAUAUCUUGUAAUAACAAGAUCCCCACUACUUGGGGGCCUUGCAGCAAUGCGUGACUCGGAAGUGGAUUACACAGUUGGGGCUAUUCUGGCAAACCCUCAGAAUGAAAGCCCCUGGAGAUACCUCAAAGGUCUGUACAAGGGUGAAAAUAAUUUGCUGGUAGCUGAUGAGCGCAUUUCUGAUGUUUGUCUCGAGGUCCUGAAAAAUGAUUCGACCUGUGUGUUUGCUUUGAGCUUGCUGCUCGAUCUUCUUCACACUGGUUUACAGCCUUCGGAUGAACUUCGAGGAACCAUAGAAGCAAUGAAGAAUUCAGAUCCUGAAAUUGCAGAUGCUGAUCUUGCGACCGCAGUCUGCUCAGUCUUGCAGAAAUGUGAUCCCCUGCGGAUAAAUUAUUGGUCCUGGUACAGGACCACUAUUUCUUCUGAGACCUGAAACAUAGAGCCAUACAGGGGCUUGACCCCUAAUCUUAGCUAAACUCCCAUGAUGUCAUAAUGGAGAUAUCUUCAAUCGUUGUGUGAUUGUGGGCGUUGAGGUGACCUACAUAUGCUCAUAACUUGGGCAUAAUUGGUCAAUGAUAUUUUUCCAAUACUUUAUUCUUGUGCAACAUAUGUUAUUCGAGAUGUUAGACUGGGUUGCAAGUCCAUGUAAUGUUCUGUAAUUUACCAUGUUAGUAUCAAUUACACUGCGCCACAAGUUGCCACUAGCGGUUCAUAUGUCGACUUGUACUGAUUCAUUUGCCUAUUCUAGGUUGAUCUAUGUGAUUGUUGGAACCAUUUCUUUAGAUGAUAGAUACUCCCUCUGUUUCCUCCGUUUUGUAUUAUAAGACGUUUUAGCUAUACCUAUAUUC